Messenger RNA from Camelina sativa (false flax), 2260 nucleotides. RefSeq lists its product as uncharacterized. The record is from RefSeq and is a predicted model, not a curated record. Lineage: Eukaryota; Viridiplantae; Streptophyta; Magnoliopsida; Brassicales; Brassicaceae. Gene Ontology annotation, molecular function: protein binding; DNA binding.
AAAAAAAGAAAGAAAAGAGGGUCGAAUAAUAAAACAGUGUCUCCUUCGUCUCUAGCGGUGACCGGUGAGCUGCUCUCGAGUGUGUGAUUCUCUCUACUGCGACCCCCCUCCGGAUCAUACAUUCUACCGGAGCUUUUAGCUUUUCCGUCAAAUUUCUUCUCGAGGGUCGUCACUCGUCACCGAUUCGCCGAUUCUCACAGUUACAAUCCUAAAGUUUCCGUCUUUAUUCGUUUAGUGCCGUUUCAUAUACCCCUCAAGGGUAUAGCUUAGAGAAUGGAGGACUCCAAUGAAAAAGUGAAAAGUUCGAGUAGAAAGAGGUUGAGGAAGCCUAAAAGUUUGGAAUUUGUUGGAUGGGGUUCGAGAAAACUGAUUGAGUUUCUUCAGUCACUUGGUAGAGAUACCACAAACAAGAUAUCCGAGAAAGACGUUACAGCGAUUGUAAUGAGCUAUAUCCGGGAGAGAAACCGUGAAACUCCUUCUAAGAAGAAGAGAAAGACCGUAGCUUGCGAUGACAAGUUGCGUUCGCUUUUUGGGACUACGAAGAUCAAUAUAAUCAAAGUCCCUGAUUUGGUUGAGAAGCAUUAUGUAGAGAAUCAGGAGGACGACUCAUUCUUUGAUUUUCUAUACACUCCAGAGGAUGAUAAACAAGAAAAACAGAGAUUGUCUCCAUCAGAUAAGGUGGCUAAACGGGCGAAGCAGGUUGUGCAAAAGCCUAAAGGCACUUUUGCUGCAAUAGUCAGCGAUAAUGUGAAGCUUUUGUAUUUGAGAAAGAGUUUACUCCAGGAACUAGCAAAGACUCCUGAAACUUUUGAGAGUAAAGUGGUGGGGACUUUUGUGAGGAUCAAGAAUCCCUGUCAGCUUGUUUACGUGACAGGUGUGAUGGAGGGAAAUCCGAUUGAUGGUAAUCUUCUUCAGGUUACAAAUUAUUCCUAUUAUCUAGAAGAUGUUUUUGUCUCUUCCCUAUCAGAUGAUGAUUUUUCUCAGGAGGAAUGUGAAGAACUUCAUCAGAGAAUAAAAAAUGGCUUUGCUAAGAGACUUACAGUUGCGGAUAUGGAAGAAAAGGCUCGAAGUUUGCAUGAAGAUGUGACAAAACAUUGGCUUGCAAGAGAGCUUGUAUUGUUACAAAGGCUUAUUAAUCAGGCUAAUGAAAAGGGAUGGCGAAGAGAGCUGUCCCAGUAUCUGGACAAAAGAGAGCUUCUUGAGAAUCCGGAAGAACAGUUGAGGCUAUUGUGUGAAGUUCCUGAAGUUGUUGCAGAAGAAGUUGAACCUGAGAGUGUAGAUGAUGAUAGGAAUAUAGAAAAUGACCUCAUUGUACCAAACCCUGAGGCUUCCCCCGAGGCUCAUCAAAGUGACGGAAAACAACAACUGAGUGAUUCACCAGCUUUUAGUGUCAAGACAACUCUAGAAAAUUUGGAGCUACUUAAGAAUUCGGAAGAGCAGUUGAGGCUGUCCCAUGAAGUUCCUGAAGUUGUUGUUAAAGAACUUGAUCCUGAGCAUGUAGAUGAUGAUGAGAAGAUAGAAAAUGACUUCAGCGUACCAUACCCUGAUGUCUCCAUUGAGGCUGAACAAAGUGACGUAGAAAAACAACUAAGUGAUUCACCAGAUUCUACUAUUCAGAAAACUCUAGAAGGUUCGAAGCUCGGUGAUGGAGAAGACCACCUAACAUGCACUGCUUCUGCAGGUAACAAAGAUCUCCAUGAAGAUGUAUUCGAGCCCCCAGCAAAUGGCAUCACACAGAACAAGGACUGUAUCACUGAAGUCACUCAACAACAGUCAAGUAUUCCUGUGAUUGAUCUCUCUAACCAACCUCAAGCACAAUCAAACCCCAUAGAGAUUAUCGAACUGAGCGAUGAUGAUGAUGAUGAUGAUGACAAAGACAAUCAAGCUUACCAGAACUAUGAUCCAAAGAAGGUGAUGUGGUUCUAUGAAUUCCCUAAAGAAAAAACACAUGGACCAUUCUCUCUCACAAAACUCAAAGAGUGGAACGACAAAGAGUUCUAUAUUAACGUUCCAGAUUUCAAAGUAUGGAGGACAGGAGAGAGUGCAGUGUUACUGACCAAACUCCUGCCGUACAUCAAAACCUAAUUAAAGAACUUGUGAAAGCUCAGAGUCCUCCUCAGUUUAGAAAGUGUGCAGUUUCUUAAUUGACAAACCUUGUUUAUUAUUUAUCUAAGUAACAGUUGUUGCAGAACUUAGUGUACAUGAUGCACAGAUUCUGACUUUUGUUAUAAAAAAUAGUCUACCCUUAAAAUUGUUAAAU